Molecule: messenger RNA, 480 nt
Organism: Lactuca sativa (garden lettuce)
Lineage: Eukaryota; Viridiplantae; Streptophyta; Magnoliopsida; Asterales; Asteraceae
Source: RefSeq, a predicted model, not a curated record
AUGUAUCGGUCAAUGAUCGUUUUUAUCGACGAUAUAUUGGUUUACUCCAAAACCAUAGAGCAGCACGAACAUCAUUUGAGGGAGGUACUGGAGAUUUUGAGGGCGGAGAAACUUUAUGCAAAGUUCUCCAUAUGUGAUUUCUGGCUACGGAAAGUGCAGUUUUUGGGGUAUGUCAUCAAUCAAAAAGGUAUUUCAGUUGAUCCAGCAAAGGUGGAGGUGGUGAUGCGAUGGGGGGUACCGAGAAACACCUCGGAAAUUCUUAGCUUUUUGGGUUUAGCGGGUUACUAUCGGAGAUUCAUCCAAGAUUUCUCCAAGAUUUCUAUGCCAUUGACACGUUUGACCAAGAAGAAUGUGACUUUUCAGUGGGAUGAGGGUCAGCAGAAGGCUUUUGAGACUCUGAGGCAGAGGUUAUGCGAGGCUCCAGUCCUCGUACUGCCUGAAGGAUUGGACGAUUUGGUGGUAUAUUGUGAUAGUUGCUAA